Fraxinus pennsylvanica is the source of this 882-nucleotide messenger RNA. The record is from the annotation of a GenBank genome assembly. Lineage: Eukaryota; Viridiplantae; Streptophyta; Magnoliopsida; Lamiales; Oleaceae.
AUGGUGAGAACUCGGCCGGGGUUGCUCGCUGCAAGUCUUGAGAAAACAUUGAAACCCAAAAUUAAGAUUUUCCAAGAUUUGGGCUUUUCUGAUAAUGACAUUGCUGAGAUAAUCUCAAAUGGUCCAUGGUGUUUGAAACGUAGUGCAGAUAAUAGGUUCAUGCCCACAUUAUCCGUGUUGAAGAGCUUGUUGGGAUCCAGUGCAGAGGUAGCUAAGGUUUUAAAGAUUUCUGGGUGGUACUUGACAAUAGAUUUGAAGAAGACUUUGGUAGCCAAUAUUGAAUUCUUAGAAAGUUGUGGUGUAGACACGGAGCAAAUAAUAAAGCAAAUAUAUAAUUUUCCAAGGUUUCUCUUGCAUAGUCCUACAGAUAUGAAAAAAUUUGUUAAAAAGGUUGAUGAGAUGGGGACUUGUAGAAGUUCCAGAUUGUUUAUUCAUGCUGUUAGGGUUGUUAGUUCGAUGACUGAUGAGAAUUGGGAACUAAAGCUAAAGCAUUUUAGCGAAUUGGGGUUUUCAAAAGAUGACAUUUUCAAAAUGUUUAAAAAGUCCCCACCUGUGUUUGCUGUAUCGCCGAGGAAGCUGAAGGAGGUAAAAGAGAUUUUGCUUGCGACAGGGAAGUACGACCUUUCGUGUAUUGUUAACGAUCCAACAUCUCUUAUUUGCAGUGUUGAAAAUAAGAUUAAACCCCGAAUGCUAGUUUUAGGAAUUUUGGAUAAUAAGAAUUUGAUUAAGAAGUGGCCGAGUCUAACAACAAUUUCUAGGUUGCCAGAGAGCAAGUUUUGGGAGAAAUUUGUUCAGCCUUAUUUAAAUGAAGUAGGAGAAUUAUAUAUGGUAAAUAGUGCACUCAAAGGCAGAAGAGAUGCUACAAUUUUAUCAUCCGCUUAA